Molecule: messenger RNA, 2061 nt
Organism: Otolemur garnettii (small-eared galago)
Lineage: Eukaryota; Metazoa; Chordata; Mammalia; Primates; Galagidae
Gene: NPHP1
Product: nephrocystin 1
Exons: 20
Coding region: 1-2061 (686 amino acids)
Biological process (GO): protein localization involved in establishment of planar polarity
Cellular component (GO): cilium; cytoplasm
Molecular function (GO): protein binding
Source: RefSeq, a predicted model, not a curated record
AUGCUGCCUAGGCGGCCGCGGGACCCCCUCCAGGCCCUGAGGCGCCGCAGUCAGGAGCUGAAGCAACAGGUUGAUGGUUUGCUUUCUGAGAGCCAAUUGAAAGGAGCUCUAGAACCCAAUAAAAGGCGAGAUAUUUACCAAAGAUGUAUCCAGUUAAAACAGGCAAUAGAUGAAAAUAAAAAUGCUCUUCAAAAAUUAAGUAAGGCUGAUGAAAUUGCACCUGUUGGAAACUAUAAUGAGAGAAAAGAAGAGGAGUAUAAUCUUUUGGAUAAGCUUACCCUCCAGCUACAGGAACUUGCUAUAGCCAUAAGUAGAGAAGACAUAACUAAAGUUGAGGCCCUUUCUGAAAGAGAAGAAUGUGACAAUCCUGCUGAAGAAGAAGAAGAAGAAAGUGAAAGUGAAGAAAGUGAAGAAAGUGGUGGGGAAGAAGAAGAUUCAGAAGAGGAAGAAGAAGAGAAACAGGAAAACGAAUCUCACAAACAGGCAACAAGUAACAAAUACAUUGCGAUCGGAGAUUUUACUGCCCAGCAAGUUGGAGAUCUUACAUUUAAGAAAGGGGAAAUUCUGCUUAUAAUUGAAAAAAAACCUGAUGGCUGGUGGAUAGCUAAAGAUGCCAAAGGAAAUGAAGGAAUCAUUCCCAGAACUUAUCUGGAGCCUUACGACAAAGAAGGCGGCCAAGAAUCAAGUGAAGAGGGCACUGAAGAAGAUGUCGAGGUAGUGGAUGAAACAGCAGAUGGAGCAAAAGUCAAGCAAAGAACUGAUUCUCACUGGAGUGCUGUUCAGAAAGCUAUCUCAGAGCAGAUAAACACUGUUGAUGUAUUAACUUCAAUGGGAGCUAUUCCUGCAGGGUUCAGGCCUUCCACACUCUACCAGCUUCUGGAGGAAGGUAAUCAAUUUCGAGCAAGUUACUUCUUACAACCAGAACUCACGCCUUCACAACUGGCCUUCAGAGAUCUGAUGUGGGAUGCUAAAGCAGGCACUAUUAGGUCAAGACCUAGUCGUGUUUCAUUGAUUUUGACCCUAUGGAGCUGCAAAAUGAUUCCUCUUCCAGGAACAAGCAUACAGGUUCUCAGCAGACAUGUGCGCCUCUGUCUUUUUGAUGGCAAUAAGGUUCUGAGCAACAUUCAUACAGUCAGAGCCACAUGGCAAUCUAAAAAGCCCAAAACAUGGACCUUUUCUCCCCAAGUUACUGGCAUUUUGCCAUGCUUACUUGAUGGUGAUUGUUUUAUCAGGUCCAAUUCUUCAUCUCCAGAUCUCGGAAUAUUAUUUGAACUUGGAAUUUCUUAUAUUCGCAAUUCAACUGGUGAAAGAGGAGAGUUAAGUUGUGGCUGGGUGUUUCUUAAACUUUUUGAUGCCAGUGGAGUUCCUAUUCCAACAAAGACUUAUGAACUCUUUUUGAAUGGUGGUACUCCUUAUGAAAAAGGUGUUGAAGUGGACCCGUCAGUACCCAGAAGAGCACACGGAGGUGUUUUCUAUCAGAUCAUGACAAUGAGAAGGCAGCCUCAACUUCUAGUAAAACUGAGAUCCUUGAACAGAAGUUCAAGAAACUUAUUAAGUCUACUUCCAGAAACACUAAUUGGAAGUAUGUGUACUGUUCACUUGUUGAUAUUUUAUCGACAAAUUCUUGGAGAUGUGCUCCUGAAAGACAGGAUGAGCUUGCAAAAUGCUGAUUUAAUUAGUCAUCCAAUGCUGGCCACCUUCCCCAUGCUCUUAGAGCAGCUGGACGUGAUGGAUGCUCUCAGGAGUUCAUGGACUGAAAAAGAAAGUACAUUAAAAAGAUCUGAGAAGAGAGACAAAGAAUUCCUGAAGGCCACGUUCCUCCUGGUGUACCAUGAUUCCGUGUUCCCUCUUCUGCAUUCUACACUCCUGCCCCCUUUCAGAUGGGCAGAAGAAGAGACCGAGGCAGCACGAUGGAAAGUUAUCGCUGACUUCCUUAAGCACAACCGAGAAAAUGGGGGUGCACUACAAGAUCUGCUGUCACCAGACAAAAUUCAUGACCCUUUUGACAUUUCAGAGCAGACCUAUGACUUCUUGGGUGAAGUAAGAAAGAAUGUGGCCUGA